AUGGAUGAUAGAGUUGUAUUGAAGAUUUAUUAUUACGGACAGAUCUUAUUACAAACAUAUGAGGGAGUUCAAUUUGUGUGUGAAAAUCCAUUAGAUGUUGUUAUUCCGUUCACAUUGUCAUUUGAGGAGUUGAAAGAUGUGAUUUGUGAGAAGAUAGGCACUCAAAGAUGUAGGAGGAUAUCGUGUAUUUUGUACAGGUAUCUUUUACCUGUGUUUGGUGGGUUUGUUCAAUUUCAGACCAAGUAUGUGAUGGACGAAGCGAGUAUGCAGGAAAUGUUUUCAAUGUACAUGAAAAAUCGCCACCGAAUGUCGUGCAUCGAGUUAUAUAUUGAGUUUGAGCAAUCUGAAGCGGACCGUAACAUUGAAUUGGAAGAUUAUAAUAGUGAAAGCGAAGAUGAAUUUGAAAGUAACUAUGAGAUCGUCGGUCCAGGUGAGGACGAAGAAGCAGCUGGCGGCGCCAUGAACGCAGAUGUGGCGGAAGUUGCAAAUGCACUAGCAAACCCGCAUCCGUUUCAAGAGCCUUCUUUCAUGCAGUCGUUGGAUUUGGGGGCUAUGCACGCACCGGAGUUUCCGCAAUAUAUGAAUCCAGCCCCUCCUGUUGUGGCGGAUGGUGAGUUCACAGUGGGGAUGGAAUUCAGUUCAAGGGAGGCAGUAAUCAAGGCAAUGAAAGAUUAUACCAUCCGGAGAGGUGUGGACUAUCGGGUAUAUGAGUCGGAACCGACGACAUUCUAUGCCAAAUGCAUAGAAUAUGGGAAUGGUUGUGACUGGUUGAUCAGGGUAACCAAAAUGCAGAAGAAGUACUGUUGGGAGAUAAGGAGGUACAAUGGAAGUCAUACUUGUACCAGGUCUACUAUUUCUCAAGACCAGUCGAAGCUGGAUUCCAAGACAGUUGCAGAAGCAAUAAAGCCGUUGGUAGAGGUUGACCCGUCUAUAAAGGUGAAAUCAGUAAUUGCUGAUAUUCAGUCAAAGUUUAACUACACCAUCAGUUAUUGCAAGGCUUGGUUAGCAAAGCAGCAGGCGGUCGAAUCAAUUUUCGGAAGUUGGGAAGCAUCGUAUGAAGCUUUGCCGAUAUGGGCCUUCAGACACUGCAAGCCAGUGGUGCAGGUGGACGGGACUCAUUUGUAUGGAGAAUACAAGGGUUGUUUAUUGGUUGCAGUCUCACAAGAUGGUAAUAACAACAUCGUGCCUAUUGCAUUUGCCAUAGUGGAGGGAGAGACUUCUGAUGCAUGGCACUUUUUUCUGAGCAACCUGCGUCAACAUGUGGUGACCCGUGAUGGUGUCGGACUAAUCUCCGAUCGACACGAUUCGAUUAGGUCAGCUAUUGAACGAAGUAAUGGGGCGUGGUCUCCUCCAAGAGCUUUCCAUAUGUUUUGCAUCAGGCAUAUUGAGUCCAACUUCUUGAGGAAGUUCAAAGCACAUUACCUGCAGAAGCUUAUCGUCAACAUUGGAUACUCGAGGACGACCAGGGAGUACCAGAUGCGCUAUGAACGAUUAAAGGAACGGGGUGAGGCUUACACCAAUUGGCUUGAUCGGAUCCCUUGUGAGCAGUAUGCUUUGGCAUUUGAUGGUGGUUACCGAUGGGGUCAUAUGACCACCAAUCUUGUGGAAUGUAUCAACUCCGUCUUAAAGGGUGCACGCAAUCUCCCAGUCACUACACUUAUUAAGGCGACAUUUUACAUACUGAAUGAGUUGUUUACUAGGAAAAGAGCUGAGGCUGAAGCCCGAAUCAGUGCUGGACUUGUAUUCUCUAAGAUGGUGACAACCAAGCUGAAUGCAAAUCAAUGA
Arachis duranensis is the source of this 1785-nucleotide messenger RNA. RefSeq lists its product as uncharacterized. The coding region runs from base 1 to 1785 and encodes 594 amino acids. The record is from RefSeq and is a predicted model, not a curated record. The transcript is spliced from 4 exons. NCBI's taxonomy places the organism in Eukaryota, Viridiplantae, Streptophyta, Magnoliopsida, Fabales, Fabaceae.